UAUCAUAUAAUAUAUUUAAAGUUUCCAAUUGCCAUUUUUCUUUUGAUCGUCAAAAAAAAAAAAUUUAUGAUUCAACAGUUUUCUCUGGGUACAAUUCCCCCAAUCCGCAUCUAGGGUUUUAGAUUCCUGGUUUGGCUUUAAUCUCCACCCAAUCGUAAGAAUCUUCCAUGCGUUUGAUGAUCCUGUGAUCGGAAUUGAACGAUGAACGCAUCUAGAAAUUAGCUGAUUUUUUAUUUUAUUUAUUUACUGGAGAUGGAUUUAGAAAGUGAUUCGUCGGUGCUUGUAAACGAUAGUGAAGAAGUUCAGGUCAAUGGAUUUUGUGGGGUAGAAAACAAUGAUCACAGUAAUUUGCUCUCGGGUGUUAAUGGAGAAGAAGUAAUUAAAGAUUCAGAUUCUGUAAGUUCGCCUCCUACGGGGGUGAAAUCGGAGGUUUCUCCUUCGCCUACGAAAGUUAGGAAAGGUUAUGGAUUGAAGAAAUGGAGAAGGAUUAGGAGAGAUCUCAGUAAUGGUGGAGAAAGCAGUGAGGAUAUUAGCAAAGCGGAAACACGGGAAUUGCAGCACUCGGUUGUAAAUCCGAGUAAGCGUAUGCAAUUUUAUGCCGACAGGCCUCAAAAGAGUGAAGAUUCUGUUUCGUCCACGAAUGCUGUAAUAGGUGGUUUAGAUGUUUUUGCUCUGCUCGGUGAUUCCGGUUUGGCAAUCGGGCAAUCAGUAGAUGCUGGUACAGAUUCGGAGAACAGCGAGGACCGGAGUAGCAAGUCUUCCACCGCCGCCAGUUUGCCAAAGGUGAAACGGGAGGUGCCGGUGGUUGUGGGAUUUCCUCAAAUGAGGAGUUUGGGUGGGAAGAAUUUGACCCACUCGGUCAACCGUGGUGGUCAACAGGGGAAGGGGCGAAUCGAGGUCAUUAAGAAGGCUAAAGGAGAACGGGUCAAAAUCGAGAAGGAAAACUCUCUUUCCAGCAUGGAAUCUGAUUCGCGGAGCUCCAACUUUGUAUUUUCACAGGGAACUCACGCCACAAGUAAUGGAGUAAAAAGUGAAAGGGAAGUUCCGUACAAUGGAGAAAAUGGUGAUGGAGUUCACCUUAGUCGAGAUGGCGAAGGAGGAUAUGAGGAAAUCUCACCUGAAGAUGGAGUUGCUGACUUAUCUUGGGAGGUUAAAAAAGAUCGAAACGAAAACGACGGUUCCUCAUCAGAACAAGAUCCUCUAGUUGAAUCGAUCUUUUUACUGCAGACUGUACAGGAAGCACUAGAAAAAGAAGUGCUAAAGUUCAAGGAAAUCGAAAUAGAUGCUUCCAUCGACGAUUCAGAUCCAGACACCGACACAAGACAAUCUGAAUUGGGAGAAACAGAAAAAAGAGUUUACGAAGCAGAACUCGAGGAAUUAUUUAAGCAAAGAAUAGAAGCUGAAGUAGAGUAUUUGGCAAUAUCAAGAACGGUUCAAAACCUAAGGGCCGCUUCUGCAAAUCCGAACACUAUUUCGAAAGAGCAAAAGGCAGAGGAUUUAAUGAUUAAUAACGAGGCUGAGAAAUUGGAAAUGUUUUCCGACGACAUUGCAAGUGCCGACGAAACAAUGAAGCUACAGAAGAGGGUAUUUAAGUACACUAUAUUUUUUCUCGUGCAGAUAUUAUCGUUCUUGAUCAUCUUAAAAGUGUUGGUAUUCGAGUUAUCUCAAAAUUCCGUUGAAUUUGUUCCUACCUAGUUAUGACAAAGAGAAUUUUUUUCUUUCCUUUUUCUUAUUCUUCGAUGUUUUUGUUACGUUCUUCUUCUUUCAGAAACGAGACACAUUAUAGAUCGAAUCAUGCAUACCUUUGGUUUGUAUUAUCAGCUUAUUCUGCUACAUUAUUUAUUUGUAAUUUAUAAAUUAUAAACCUGAGCCUCCUUUUAAUGAAGGUGAAACUUGUUAAUUACAAUUUAUUUUUCUUAUAAA
This is a messenger RNA of Erythranthe guttata (spotted monkey flower), 1923 nucleotides long. NCBI's taxonomy places the organism in Eukaryota, Viridiplantae, Streptophyta, Magnoliopsida, Lamiales, Phrymaceae. The record is from RefSeq and is a predicted model, not a curated record.